Messenger RNA from Lachancea fermentati, 2196 nucleotides. The record is from the annotation of a GenBank genome assembly. NCBI's taxonomy places the organism in Eukaryota, Fungi, Ascomycota, Saccharomycetes, Saccharomycetales, Saccharomycetaceae.
AUGCAAGACGAUACUUCGUUUAUAGCGGAGUUCUUGGGAACUCUCAAAUGUGAACAAUACAUUGACAAGUUUCUGUCUUUUCAAUUAACCACUAGUGAUGAUAUUCAGUACCUUGAUCAGGAGAUUUUGACGGAAUUAGGAAUUGUCAAAAUUGGCGACCGUAUUCGCAUAUUAUCGAAGAGCCGUUUAUUAAGGCAGAACGGCUCCUCUAGUGCUGAGGAGAUCAGAGAUAUAGUGAGCAGGAUAAAUGGUUUGUGCUUGGGACCAUUGACGAUUAGUGAAGAGCUUGUGACUGAUAAACAUUCUGCUAUAUUCAUUCUCAACGAUGGAUCUGCUAAAAAGGUGAAUGUUAGCGGUUGCUUUAAUGCAGAUUCGAUCAAGAAGAAAUUGAUUAAAAAACUUCCAAGCGAGUUUAUCGCGGUCAAUUCCGAAGGGGAAGAAACCCGGUCAUCUCAGGAUUACGAUGUAUUUGUGGUAGAUUACGUGAAGAAUGUUCUGCAUCUUCUUUACGACGUCGAGCUGGUGACCAUUUGCCAUUCUAGCGAUAGAGUGGAAAAGAACCGUCUUAUUUUAGUUUCCAAAGAUCAAACGCCAAGUGAUAAGGCAAUUUUGACUUCCAAAAAGCUUUACUUGAAAACAUUGAGCGUAAUCCAUCAAUUGGGGUCUCUAUCAGCGUUUACAAGUAAUACGCCUAAUUCAAGAGCGCGAUUCCAUACUGCCAAUGAGAGAGCUUCCAAGGGCACAGAUACGGUUACUGGAGAGUCACUAAGAAUUGAGAACACAAAGGACGGUAUUCGACAAAUCUUUAACCAAAGACCUCCGAGCGAAUUGAUUUCAACAAAUUUAGCUGAAUAUUUCCCUCACACUGAUAUGAACAGGUUGAAGAAAACGCUGAGAAAUUCUGUAAGACAAUCAAUCAGAUUGAGUAGUAUUAUUGGUGCUAACGCGACAGUAGGCACCAACAAUGUUGGUAAUAUAUGGGUGAAUAAUUCGAAUGCUGUGGGUACAGCAUUAUUACAAAGCUUGGAAUCAAAGCAACUAGUUGAACAGGAAAAAUCACAGAACUCAAAGGUAAGUGAGGAAGAUACUCUAAACUUGAGUGCUGCUAACGGCGCUCUCCGUAGUGGUUCAACACUUGCUACUGCCGCAAAGAGGCCAGAAUACCUAAGAAACAUCGAAAUGACCUCCAAAUCCUCGAAGCAGAAAGAGAAACCCUCAGAAAACUCCGAUCACAUCGAGCUCUUGAAUACCGAUUCAGAUGGAGACGAGGAGGAUGAAGACGUAAUUUCUCUUCCCACUAAAAUUGUCACUCCCAAGUCUUGGCUUAAAGGAGCUAGAAUUGGUGCUGGGAGCUUUGGUAGCGUUUACCUUGGAAUGAAUGCUCAAACAGGCGAAUUAAUGGCAGUUAAGCAGGUCGAACUGCAGCCAACUGCUUUAACAGCAGGGAUUUCUGCCUCUGAAGAAACAAAAAAACACUACAAUCAAGGUGGAAAUGCAUCAGCUGCAAAAAAUAGUAGCCAGGUGCACAAGAAAAUGAUUGAUGCGCUACAACAUGAGAUGGGCUUGCUCAAAGAAUUACAUCACGAAAAUAUUGUUACUUACUAUGGUUCUUCACAAGAAGGCGGAAAUUUAAAUAUUUUCCUGGAAUAUGUUCCUGGUGGAUCCGUUUCGUCCAUGCUUAACAACUAUGGCCCUUUUGAGGAACCAUUGAUCAAGAAUUUUACUAGACAGAUUCUCAUCGGCUUGUCAUAUCUGCACCGAAAGAACAUUAUUCACAGGGAUAUCAAGGGUGCGAAUAUUCUCAUUGAUAUAAAAGGUUGUGUUAAAAUUACAGACUUUGGUAUUUCCAAAAAACUGUCACCACUAAACCAGCAGCAGAACAAGAGAGCCUCUCUACAAGGCUCAGUGUACUGGAUGGCGCCCGAAGUUGUCAAACAGGUUGUUACCACAGAAAAAGCGGACAUCUGGUCGGUCGGCUGUGUAAUUACGGAAAUGUUCACUGGUAAGCAUCCAUUUCCAGACUUUUCUCAGAUGCAAGCUAUCUUCAAGAUUGGUACAAACACCAUACCGGAAUUACCGACAUGGGCUAGCGAUCAAGCAAAGGACUUCUUGAUGAAAACCUUUGAGUUAGACUACAAAAAGCGACCUAGUAGCAUAGAACUUCUCCAGCACGCUUGGCUAGAUACGUCUAUUUAA